Messenger RNA from Lemur catta (Ring-tailed lemur), 767 nucleotides. RefSeq names its product C-C motif chemokine ligand 19 (gene CCL19). Gene Ontology annotation, cellular component: extracellular region. Gene Ontology annotation, biological process: lymphocyte chemotaxis; cellular response to tumor necrosis factor; positive regulation of ERK1 and ERK2 cascade. The record is from RefSeq and is a predicted model, not a curated record. Gene Ontology annotation, molecular function: CCR chemokine receptor binding; chemokine activity. Lineage: Eukaryota; Metazoa; Chordata; Mammalia; Primates; Lemuridae. The transcript is spliced from 4 exons. The coding region runs from base 207 to 515 and encodes 102 amino acids.
UGGCCAUAAAUAGGAGGCAGCCACAGGCUCACACAGGCUCACCAGCUCACACUCCUAGGCUCACACCCCUCACGCCCUGCAAGGACACUCGUGCACUUCCCAUUGCUCCCCUGCAUGCCCAGCCAAGCCACAGCCUCACACGGACUCCUGCACACGCCCAGAGCCGCUCGCUCACUCUCGCUGCCGGUCUGCCUCUGUUCCCCUCCAUGGCGCCCCGUAUGGCCCCACUACUGGCCCUCAGCCUGCUGGCUCUUUGGACUUCCCCAGCCCCAGCUCUCGGUGGUGCUAAUGAUGCUGAAGACUGCUGCCUGUCUGUGACCCAGCGCCCCAUCCCUGGGAACAUUGUGAGAGCCUUUCGCUACCUCCUCAUCAAGGAUGGCUGCAGAGUACCUGCUGUUGUGUUCACCACAAUGAGAGGCUACCAGCUCUGUGCACCCCCAGACCAGCCCUGGGUGGACCGCAUCAUCCGGAGACUGAGGAAGACCUUGGCCAAGAGCAAGCGCCACAGCAGUUAGCCCAUGACAGCGCCAAAGGGAGCCCUGUGUCUGAGUGAAGGCAUGUGAAUCACCCUGGCCUGGGGACCCAAGGACCAGAAGGGAGGCCCAGGCCUCCAGCCUCUCUGCACCAGACCUGACCCAGCCAGGGCAGGGCCUGGAGUGUCAAUGUGAGUGUGAGUGUGAGCAAGAGGGUGAGUGUGGUGAGGGCACCGCUUCUCCACACCCAGACUGCAAUGCUUCCAAUAAAGCCACCUGGCACCCACAGAUCUA